Salvia splendens (bonfire salvia) is the source of this 1177-nucleotide messenger RNA. Its product is annotated as ras-related protein RABH1b. NCBI's taxonomy places the organism in Eukaryota, Viridiplantae, Streptophyta, Magnoliopsida, Lamiales, Lamiaceae. Gene Ontology annotation, molecular function: GTP binding; GTPase activity. Bases 204 to 830 code for a protein of 208 amino acids. The transcript is spliced from 6 exons. The record is from RefSeq and is a predicted model, not a curated record.
CAUUACUUCACGCGCUCAAAGCCUUCAACAACUAAUAAACAACUCCUUUGUUUCCAUAAUCCGUACAAACACGCCCAAAUCUAUAGAUUCACCGCGUUGAUAUCUAAUCUCGGGCAAUCCUCAUUUUCCGGCGAGAUCGGAAGCUUUCUCCGUCGGAAGGAAAGUUGCUGGUUCAGGCUCACAAGCGGUGAUCUGCUUGACCGAUGGCUCCUGUUUCGGCUCUCGCCAAGUACAAGUUAGUGUUCCUCGGAGAUCAAUCCGUCGGAAAAACGAGUAUCAUCACUCGGUUUAUGUAUGACAAAUUCGACAAUACUUAUCAGGCAACUAUUGGUAUUGAUUUUCUUUCAAAGACAAUGUAUCUUGAAGACAGGACUGUACGUUUGCAGCUGUGGGAUACUGCUGGACAAGAAAGAUUUAGAAGUCUCAUACCAAGCUACAUAAGGGAUUCCUCUGUUGCUGUCAUAGUAUACGAUGUUGCAAGUCGACAAUCCUUUCUUAACACUGCAAAGUGGAUCGAGGAGGUUCGCACUGAGAGAGGAAGUGAUGUUAUAAUUGUUCUAGUUGGCAACAAAACGGAUCUGGUGGAUAAGAGGCAAGUUUCAAUCGAAGAAGCAGAGGCUAAAGCUCGUGAUUUCAAUGUCAUGUUUAUUGAAACAAGUGCAAAAGCUGGUUUCAACAUAAAGGCGCUAUUCAGGAAGAUCGCUGCAGCCUUGCCAGGUAUGGAAACUCUGUCAUCAACGAAGCAAGAUGAGAUGGUUGAUGUCAACCUCAAGUCUAGCAACGCAAAUGCAUCCCAGUCACAACAGCAGUCGGGAGGUUGCGCUUGCUAAAAAGGUGAACCGGAACAUUGGGUUGCGCUUAAGAUAUAUUUUUAAUGGACGGAAUAUGCAUCUGUAAAGAGCCUUCAACCUUGAGAAUUGAAUUUUGUUUGUGAUUGUCGAGAGUAUAUCAAGUCGUCGGAUGCAAUUGAUUGUCAUUGAUGUUCACUUUUUUCUGUUUCUCUUCCUAAACUUGUACCCAUGGUAAUUGAAUUUGAGACUGCAUAUAGUCAUACUUUCUUCUCUAUGUCACAUACUCUUGUAUUGAUCGUUUAGUUUCUACAAGUAACUUCCCCUUUUUCCUUUAUAUUUGUAAUGUUGAAUAGUAAGUUAUUUAGUGAUAAUUGUUAUUUGAAUUA